UAGAUAUCGCUCUUGCGCAGAUCAUUCAUUUCGUUGUCAGAAAUCUGGUGAUGGCAAGCACAGCGCCGUCUACUGGGUUGUCCGAACAGUCGAUUGGCAGAUCCAGCCUCACUGUGUGUCUUCGAAGCGUCGAAGAAGUACCGCACUGCUGUGUUGAUUCUGUAGCGACUACUGCUGCCGCUGCCGCUGCUGCUGUCUGUUGGCAGAGUGGCUGGUGAUUGUCUGACGACUACGCUCUAUCUGUGUGUCAACGAUACACGUUACCAUUUCCACUACUGACAUACUUCUCCGCUGGCCUCAUUACAGCUACUAGAGCCCCGCGUCGGCGGCACGCCACAAACAACGGUGUCGCGUCGCUUUGGGUUGCCAACUCUCAACGAAAUCCGCCUUCCACCAUAUUUCGGCACCUGUAUCGUCUCAUUUGACAACGACUUCGACGGCCAACAGACAGGAAAGCACGGGAUCGAGUAUGCAAAUAAGAACGAGUCUAAGCAUCUUUCAAAGUUAGUUUUCUAACAUAUCGUGUCAUUUGGUCUACCCAAAGCCAAUUGCUGAUGUGCGUACAGGCGGUUCUGCUUAUCUGUUCGUUGCAGCGGCUAGUGCCAUUAGUGUCAAGUUAUGCUAGACAUUUCCGGCUCCCGGGCCUCGAACAUUGGCUAAAAGCGAGUUCGUUCAACUCGUUAUCCGAUAACAGUGUGCCCCCUUGUUUCUGCUUAACCCAUUUUCUUUCUAAAUAGAUGAAUAAUAUCAAAUCAUUCAACUAAUAAUUACGUUUCUUCUCGACGUGGACGAUUUUUGUUGAAUCGAAUAUCAAGCUAACAGUGAAAUGAACAUAAAUAGCUUACAGGGAACUACAUGUGAAAAAAAUUCAAAGAGUCAAAGGUUGUGGCUUCGUUCAUGUACAGAGACCGGUCAAACCGAAUAGAGAAGAAGUAUGAGAAUACGGGCGCCGCAAAACACUUGUCAUCUUUGCGUUUGCGCCCUUAGCUCUACCUUCAUCAAGUCAUAGUCGGUUCCGUGUAGUACUUGUCGAAGGAUCUUCAUUCUUCCCAGACACACGCGAACAACCAGACGACCGAGACAUUGCGGGCACCAGACCCUCGCCUCGAUGACGAUACAAGCUAAAGGCAGGCCUGACGCUUUCCUCCUUUCACUCAUACACGGCGCACCCGCUACGCCAAUAGCGUAGCGCCACUGGAGCAGUAAUAACCGCCAAAGCCGCAUAAUAACGGUGACUUGUAGUAAAAAUAGUAGUGCUAAUUGUUGUAGUAUUACUGUUGCUGCUACAACCCGCAGAAGGCCCGCGAAGAAGGCCCGCGAAUACGGUGCCCGACACCAUCUGUACCAGCUGCUGGCAUCAAUCGCCCACCACUAUCCAGUGCUGCCAGACGCCAGACGCAACGACCACCGCAUUUAUUCACUUUUCCAUAUGAGAACUCGCUUUCGUCUUUGUUGCUUCCUUUCUGUCUCGUUCCCCUAGUAUCGGCGGGCCUCGUUGCCGUCGACAACGGCAACGGCAACGGCGGCAGCGUAUAUCGGAUAACGGCGUACCCCUCUAGGCCAGUUGGAUGCGAAAUAGAGGCCAUGAAGAUGCCGUAGCUUCGCACAGUAGAAAGUUCUCUGUUUUUAUCUCUUGUUAGGAUGGCUUUUAGGGCCAUUUUGAACAACAAGUGAGAGUAGUCCUGUAGACUGUCUGGUUUUACGUGUUCUUCAUCGGCUCAGCACUGUGGAAUGUUGAAUUGUGAACUUAAUUGAGUAAGUGAGUGCAUUCCGAGUGUUUCAUCUGGAUAUCCCUUGACGUUCGGCGACGAUAGUGGUCGUAGGAAACACAAACACAGGAAAAUAUCUAUUAUACAGAAACUACGGGAGAAACUCCUAAUCAUCUAAGUAGAUUCAAUCACUCAAGAAGUUUCAGGUUUUACACGGAAAAGGAACGAAUUGCACGCCCGUUUUAGGCCAGCCAAACGAUGGCUUCACCUCCUCCAUUGCCAUGCAGCCUACCUCCGUGCAGUCCGUCACCCGCACAGGCGUCCUUGCCUCAGGUAAACGUUCCAACGACUUCAACGCGUCCAGCUGCGAAAAAUCUUUUCCGUCGUAUCCCAGUUCCGCGAUUUGCCGUCCGUCUAAAUCGAGUCCAGGGAUCGUGCACACUUCAAAACGCUGUUCUUUGCAUUGGAAUACUAAGCAUCGGUCUGUACGUGUUCGAGGCUGUGUUGUUUUCAACGUUUAUAUUGUACAAUGCAUCUACUUCAUCUGGAAGCCCGCAAGACACGUGGGCACUCUCUGUCUGUAUCAUGCAGGUUCUUCAGGGGGUUGUUGGAGCGGUACUAAGUGGUUUCCUGCUCCGUGGAGCGCUACGUGAAGAACGUCGUUUCGUACUGGCUUGGCUCGUUUGUGCUGGACUCGGUAUUGCGUUUCUGUUCAAGGCUUGCGUCAUCGAGACGCUGGCCAUCACAGCUCAGAAAGCCAAAGAACAAGGAAACGCCGAGGCUCUUACGAAAACAGCCAUUAAAUGCCUAAUACUUUUCGUCGAAAUGUUUUUCUUUAUUGUUGUACAUGCGUUCUACGUGAGACUUCGCCAAGAUCAAGAUCCUCCACCUUACGAUACGAUUGCCUGAAGAGUCCCUCUAUGACUCGGAAGUUUUCACUUUGCUCCACGUAGUCCAUACAAUAUGCGUGACGAUUGCCAUCUAAUUUAGAAUGGUCACAUAGAGCCGUACUAUCGUAAUACUGUUUUACCCUUCAACAAACAACAAAGUGUCGAAAGGGAACCGUAAAAGCUAGUAGCUUCCCUUGAGAAAUGUCCGUUGGCCGAAGAAAAACGGACAGGGAAGGAUACGCAACGAACCUUGAUGCAGCAUAUAUACUACCCAUAUGUAACAAUCUUUUACAUAAGAAGGCCUGACAAAGAGACCUUCUGAUCCACGAGUUCCCACCCAUCGCUUGCGUAUAUCCAAUAUGUUCAUGUUUCGAUGCGCAAGUGCGUCAGCAAUGGUGACGCCUAUACGGCUCAGAGCUGUGGCCAGACUUGAAGAAUAACCAUGCUUUUAAUAUCCUUAGUGGAUUGUAGUUUCCUUAAUAUACGAUAUUAUAACAUAGAAACUUGCUAAGUUCAACCUAUUUUUACAACCUAAACAAUUUUAAUAAAUGUCUUAAAUAGAACAUAAUUGACAAGGAUGACCAUGUUGCUAGAGAGUUACGCCAGGAAAUACUAAAUAUUUAGACUUUGCAUAGUAUUUCAGUGAAUUCAACCCGAAGAUAUCUAGCAUAUCUUCUAGCUACGACCCUGUAACGUUGAAGUCUAUCGUUUGUGUACUCAGCAAAACAACUGAAGGGAAAAAGUUGUAACUAUGGCAGUUGAAUAGCCGCGCGCAUUCGAUAGAUGUUGCCUGGUCACACUGCACUAUGGUACGCAAUAACAUAUUGAAACUCGUCCGCAAUUGUUGCUUGGGCAGGACAUGAUCACCCGACUACAAUGGAUCACAGGCCAGUUCGACUACUUGUGAUAAUUUCGUCGUGCCUCUUGUGACGACGUCCAUAAUACUUAUCUCAGUCGAGUGAUGCUACUCGAGUGAGGUUUCUCGUCUGAAUAUAUACAUAUAUAUAUAUAGAUAUAGAUAUCUAUGGUUACAAUUGUCUGUUGCAUCUGUACAUAAGAGUAUAAAUGAUUUUAAUACUAGAACUAAGUUCACUUCAUAUUUAUAGUACAGUUGAUAUUUUUCUCUGUAAGUUAGUCGUUAAUAAAAAGCGAUGCUCUAUACUAGAGUGUGCUAGAUUUUAUAGACAUCCCUUCGGAGUAAAAUAAACUAUAAUAGAAAAUAAGUUAGGUUAGCCGGAAUGCUUUAUAUUGUAAUAGUUUUCAUUGCGUCCUACUUAGACUCUUUGUACCGGGAUAGAAUAGGAUAAGCAGUAUGAGAUGCAGCAGCUAAAUUGGCACUAAGGGCAGUUACUGUGGUCAUGGUAGGUUCUCAUCAAUUGGCGGACACUGUUUACUGCAAGCCGUUUUUGAGGUACUCCACACUUUACAUCUAUUCUGUAAUUAGUUUGUGAGAAACCAGGUCCUGGCUCCUUAUCAUCUUUAUAAUUUCAUAAAACUUGCUGCAAAGAAUCUCGUUGCACUGCUGAGGGCUGCUCUAACAUUUGUGCUCUGAUUUGCUCAAAAAGGUUCCGCGAUUACAGCGACUCGUUCUAAAAUUUCAAAUCUUGAGAUGCAGUUAUUUUCUGUGCUUUUUCAACUUUCUAACUUAAAAAUUGUUGCUCCAGUAACAAACUAUUGCUUCUCGAAGGGCUUUUGUGUGGUCCAGUUUCGUCCGUUCUCGAUAGAUCUCGCCAGUGUUCUCACCUUCGAGAACUACAUAAUCAAUUUAUAGUCGUAUACGGGGAAUAACUCUUAUAAAAUAUAGACCGAAUUCCAUUUCGGAGUAGUGCGUAGCUCAAAAGGUGUUCAGCAUCCUCGAUCCUCUGAAUAGCUACAAUAUAUGUAUAUGUGUUCAGUAUGUAACAUUGAUUUAUCUUUAAUGCCACAAUUGCGUAAAGCUAUGAAACAUUAGCAGAACUUAUUCAGACAUAGCACACUUUUAAGGAUGUAGCGGAAGAAGGAGAAUUAAUA
Molecule: messenger RNA, 4609 nt
Organism: Varroa destructor (honeybee mite)
Lineage: Eukaryota; Metazoa; Arthropoda; Arachnida; Mesostigmata; Varroidae
Source: RefSeq, a predicted model, not a curated record